This is a messenger RNA of Carlito syrichta (Philippine tarsier), 2817 nucleotides long. It is a transcript of the gene DSC1, whose product is annotated as desmocollin 1. Gene Ontology annotation, cellular component: plasma membrane; desmosome. Lineage: Eukaryota; Metazoa; Chordata; Mammalia; Primates; Tarsiidae. The coding region runs from base 124 to 2817 and encodes 897 amino acids. The transcript has 16 exons. Gene Ontology annotation, biological process: homophilic cell-cell adhesion. Gene Ontology annotation, molecular function: calcium ion binding. The record is from RefSeq and is a predicted model, not a curated record.
CUCGGCUGCACCAAGGUGGCCGCAGAAUAUCCUGCCUAGGUGUCAGCAUCUGCUGAGCUGCCCUGUGCAUCUCAGGCUGCUCUAUUAUCUGGUCACCGUCCCAGGCCACUGGGACUGCUUCUGAUGGCUGUGGCCUCCGCUGCCCCAGGGAGCAUCUUCUAUAAGCAGUUCCUUUUCUCUCUCCUGGUUUUAAUAUUAUUUUGCGAUGCUUGUCAGAAAAUUUCCCUGCGUAUUCCUUCUCAUCUUAAGGCUGACACACUUGUAGGCAAAGUGAAUCUGGAGGAGUGUCUCAAGUCAAUUGGCCUAAUCCUGUCCAGUGACCCUGCCUUCAGAAUUCAAGAAGAUGGCUCCAUUUACACAACACGUGACCUCAUUUUGUCUUCUGAAAGGAAGAAUUUUUCCAUUCUUCUCUCAGACAGUCAGAGCCAGGAGCAAAAAGAGAUAGAAAUUGCACUGUCAGGAAGAGGAAACAAGGCUUCUAAGAAAAGACAUACCAAAGACAAUGCCCUCAAGCGCAGCAAGAGACGGUGGGCUCCUAUUCCGUGUUCACUGAUGGAGAACUCAUUAGGUCCAUUUCCACAACACAUUCAGCAGAUCCAGUCUGAUGCUGCACAGAAUUACACCAUCUUUUACUCCAUAAGUGGACCAGGCGUGGACAAAGAGCCCUUCAAUUUGUUUUACAUAGAAAAAGACACUGGGGAUAUCUAUUGCACAAGAAGCAUUGACCGUGAACAACAUGAAGGGUUUCCGCUGUAUGGCUAUGCGACAACUGCAGAUGGCUAUGCACCCGAGUAUCCACUCUCCUUGAUGAUCAAAAUCGAGGAUGAUAAUGACAAUGCCCCAUAUUUUGAAAAUAAAUUGACUGUCUUUAGUGUGCCUGAAAAUUGUCGAUCCGGAACUUCAGUGGGACAAGUGACUGCCGUAGACCUCGAUGAACCUGACACUCUCCAUACUCGUCUGAAAUAUAAAAUCUUACAACAAAUUCCAGAUCAUCCAAAGCACUUCUCCAUACAUCCAGAUACAGGUGUCAUCACCACAACAACGCCUCUACUGGAUAGAGAAGCAUGUGAUACAUACCAGUUAAUAAUGGAAGUACGAGAUAUGGGGGGACAACCUUUUGGCUUAUUUAAUACAGGAACAAUUACGAUUUCUCUUGAGGAUGAAAAUGACAAUUCACCAUAUUUCACAGAAACUUCUUAUGUUACAGAAGUAGAAGAAAACAGAAUUGAUGUUGAGAUUUUACGAAUGAAGGUACAGGAUCAGGAUUUGCCAAACACUCCUCACUCAAGGGCUGUGUACAAAAUUCUCCAGGGAAAUGAAAAUGGAAAUUUCAAGAUUAGCACAGAUCCAAACACAAAUGAAGCAGUGUUGUGUGUUGUCAAGCCAUUGAAUUAUGAAGUCAAUCGCCAAGUUGUUUUGCAAGUUGGUGUACUUAAUGAGGCACAAUUCUCUAAAGCAGCAAACUCACAGACUCCUAAGAUGUGCACUACAACUGUUACUGUUAAAAUUAAAGAUAGUGAUGAGGGCCCUGAAUGCCAGCCACCAGUAAAAGUUAUUCAGAGUAAAGAUGGCCUCCCAGCUGGUGAAGAACUCCUUGGAUACAAAGCGUUGGACCCAGACACACGCAACAGUGAAGGCUUAAGAUAUCAGAAGAUAGGAGAUGAAGAUAACUGGUUUGAAAUUAAUGAACGUUCUGGUGACUUGAGAACUCUAAAAGUGCUGGAUAGAGAAUCAAAAUUUGUAAAAAACAACCAAUACAAUGUCUCAGUUGUUGCAAUGGAUGGAGCUGGCCGAUCUUGCACUGGAACAUUAGUAGUUCUUUUGGAAGACAGUAAUGAUCACCCACCACAAAUUGAUAAAGAAGUGACUAUUUGUCAGAAUAACCAGGAUUUUGCUGUUCUGGAAGCUGUAGAUCCGGAUGGACCUGAAAAUGGACCACCUUUUCAAUACCUUCUGGAUAAUUCGGCCAACAAAAAUUGGGUUCUGGAAGCAAAGGAUGGUAAAACUGCCAUUCUUCGUCAACGGCAAAAUCUUGAUUAUAACUAUUAUUCUGUGCCUAUCCAAAUAAAAGACAGACAUGGUUUAGCUGCAAAACAUGUGUUAUCAGUGAGAGUAUGUGACUGUACAACUCCAUCUGAGUGUAGAAUGACCGUUAAAGAUGUGAGAGACAUUAAACCAGGAAAUGUUAUACUGGGAAGAUGGGCUAUCCUUGCCAUGGUGUUGGGUUCUGCAUUGUUGUUGUGUAUUCUGUUUACAUGUUUCUGUGUUACUGUUAAGAGAACAGUAAAGAAAUGUUUUCCAGAAGAUGUAGCGCAACAAAAUUUAAUUGUAUCAAAUACUGAAGGACCAGGAGAAGAAGUGAUGGAAGCAAACAUUAGACUCCCCAUGCAGACAUCCAACAUCUGUGACACAAGCAUGUCUGCUGGUACUCUUGGUGGCCAGGGAAUCAAAACACAGCAAAGUUUUGAGAUGGUCAAAGGAGGCUACACGUUGGAUUCUAACAGAGGAGGUGGACAUCAGACUUUGGAGUCCAUCAAGGGAGCAGGGCAAGGAGUAACGGAUACCGGCAGAUACGCAUAUACAGACUGGCAGACUUUCACCCAGCCUCGGCUUGGCGAAAAGGUGUAUCUGUGUGGACAAGAUGAGGAGCAUAAACAUUCUGAAGACUAUGUUCGUUCAUAUAACUAUGAAGGCAAAGGGUCUGUGGCCGGCUCGGUAGGCUGCUGCAGUGAUCGGCAGGAAGAAGAGGGACUGGAGUUUCUAGAUCAUCUGGAACCCAAAUUUAGGACAUUAGCAAAGACGUGCGUCAAUAAAUAA